UGGACUUCUGGAGUUGGUGCGGUCCCCACUGCCGUCUCCUUGGUCGCUGUGUUCCCGGUCCCUGGGAGAUGGAGAACGGAACCGUGUACAGCCCCACCACGGAGGACAAUCCGGGCUCUGCCAGCGGCGUCAGGAGCCGCAUCGCCGCCUGCCUCAGUAUGCGCCGGCUCAAGUGGCCUCAGCGCGUGCUCAAACUUUUUCAGCUGGUGCUGUCUCUGCUGGCCUUUAUCUGUGAAGAAGUUGUAUCACAAUGCACCUUGUGCGGAGGACUUUAUUUUUUUGAAUUUAUAAGCAGCAGUGCCUUUCUCCUGAGUCUCCUUAUACUGAUAGUGUACUGCACUCCAGUUUAUGACAAAGUUGAUGCUGAAAAAGUCAGGUCAUCGGAUUUUUACAUUACUGUGGGGAUUGGGUCUCUGUUUUUGUUGGCAUCCAUCGUUUUUGUUUCCAUGCAUGACCGGACCUCAGCUGAAAUUGCUGCAACUGUGUUUGGAUUUUUCGCAAGUGCUGCGUUCCUGGCUGACGGCCUUUUUAUGAAGCUCUGGGGAAAACGACACCUGUCCCAGAUGAGAAAAACUGAGACUGCCACCAGUGAACCACUUAACUCUGCAAGAGAGUAGGGAGCAGGCGUAAUGUAUGGUAGCGACUGCGUGGUCCCUGAGCCUGGGCAGAAACAAUUGCACAAUCUAGAUGUGCGAUUGCUAAACCACUUCUUCUGAAGAGCAAGGGGAAGGGCCUGAAGGCAGUUUUAUCAAUAUUGGACAGCGUGUCAGUUGCCACAGAUGGGGCCAGUGGGGUUUGUCUGUCUGGUUGUUUUUUUAUAACAUUUGAAACUUGUGUCAGUGAAGUUUAUUUUUUGUCAUUUGGAGGUGAGGGCAGUUGUUUCUUUAAGGCACAGCUCGAUGGCUGAUAAAUUAUUUUGUCAUUGUUACUAGGCUUAGCUUUCAAAUUAGCCUUACAGCGUGCUUAAGUUUGUGCAUUUAGACAUUGUUUCAUUUUGUAAGUUAAUGUACUUAGCUAUGAGUUUGUUUUUUGAUGAUUAGAUAAAAUGUAAUGUGUAUUUAAAUUUUUAAAUUCAAUAUUUAAAAUGUUGGUUUAGGUUUUUUCCUUAAAAUGUAAUCCCCAGGCUUUACUGUAUCUCCCUCAGCCUUAAGAUUAUGUUGCAAUCAGAUAACUGUUAUUGACUCUUUUGUAGCCUAACAGAGAAUGUGUGGGAGAUGCUGGUAUUUUACGUGUGUAAAAGCAACAUCAGCACCCCAGCAUUUACACUGCACUUUGGUGGUGGUUAAUACCAAGUAAAGAAAAAAAAAUUUUUUUUAUGUAACAUAGAAAAAUGGAAAAAAACUGUUAUUUCACCUAAGGACCAAAGAUAGACUUUUUUGUGCAAUACAGUGAAAUUAUAAAAGCAGGCUCUGACCGCUUACCAAAUGUCUGAAGAGGUGAGUUCAUACUGUAAGAAAGUGGUUCGUUCUAUUGGCACGUGAUUAUUUCUACUGAGAUGGAUCCAGCUCUGCAGGUCUUCAGUGUGUCCUUUGGAGCCAGCCUUCUUUUGAGAACCCCAGCCUUUGACUUUUCAUCCGUUUGAUAUGCUUGCUUUUCUGUCCCCUUACCCCAAUGGUCCGUAUAAUACUGUGGCUUUGCCAGGCAGAGGCGGACUUCCGGCUCUGACUCUUUCUUGGUGGCGGUUGUCUUUCGGUGGUCCAGAAUCCUGGGCCCUCCUGAUUGCACAGAGCACCAGCAGGCAUUCGGGGGUUUUGUUCCCACAGAACGAUGCCUUUAGAGGAGACCUUCUUAAGGAAGCGAAUGUCUAGAAAUCCUGCCCAGGUUAAUACUGCUGUGGCGUAAGGAGUAGUCAGACCAUUCUUGAGAGACACUUCACAACCAGUUCUGACAGUUUGGAAGAACUGUCUGUUGUUGGCAGGCCAUGGUUUACAGAAUACACCUUUCUUGUCCUCCUCCUAGAUUUCUGACUCAAAACUUUGCCGUUAAGGUGAGGAGCCCACGCGUCAGGUCCCGCAGGAGUUUGGUGGGGGGCUCCCCGGGAAGGCGUGCGGGGCUGGCUGGCUGAAAAAGUGGAGUCUUGUUUCCAGUGAGGCAGUUUAAUGACCCCAUCAUUUUUUAACUUCUUAUCUCCCUCUUGUGUCUUAAAGAUUGGUUUCAGCCGCGUAAAUGUGGCUAAUGUGAUUCUCAAAAAUUGGUCAUUAGGGCCAGACACAGCUUCUGCUCUGUCCGAGUGACUCGGGACCUUAUCUAUUUGUAUCAGAGUUUGGAUGCUGGCGCCAGUGGCAAGGUCAUCAUUACCUGCUUGGGAGAUAACGAAGCCAGGCACGAUGCUGUGGUGACCGAGCGUGCCAUCUAAGAGAGGAGAACUAGCUUGAGUCUUGGGUUCAAGAAUAAAGACUGGUUCAAAAGACCUGCUAGCUUACAGUAGACAAGUUCUGGAACUUCCCAUCAAACUACUGCACUAUUGCCAUUUUAAAUAUCAUCUGGACCCAGCUGGGAUUCACAGCAAACCAUCCGGACUACCUCAGGGUCCCCACCUGUGCGUUGGGUUUAGCUGAGUGUGCGGGCCGUGUCCUCAGCAGCCUCACACCCGCAGCCGGCAUUGAGCUGACGUUCUGGUGGUUCGGAGGUUUUACUUCCAUGUAUUUCCUUGGCGUAGGGCUACUGAUCCUUGCCUUUUCGGAAAGGUAAUACAUUCACUGGUAUUUUGGUCACUCUAGAACUUUUUUUCACAUUGUUUUUUAGGGGACCCAUGACCAAUUAGCCUCCCUCUUCUAUUGUCGAAGAAAUUAGGAGUUAAAAGCCCGUUGUGGUAAAUAAGGAGUUCAAGGAGAACUUGAGACCAAAACCACUGUUUUGUACAGGAAAGGACAGACUCAGUAAACUCAAAUUUAAAAUAAUGUUUAUUAACACAUAUGAUAAAUUUAGUUUGUUACAUUUUAUACAAAUAAACGGUUUAGAAAGGUUUUGAAAAAUUAUAAGGGAAAUGCAUCUACAGUAUAAAAAUUUUGUAAUUGCUAUAAUUAAAUUAUGUUUGUUUUGGGGACUGGGGAAUGUAUUUUUACAUUGUUUAUAGCCAAUCAUUUUUGUAUUUAUCGACUGAAAUCCUGUGGUUCUUUUUUAUCUCUCUCCAUGUCAAGUUUUAUGGUCGUCUUUUUAAAUAAA
Molecule: messenger RNA, 3165 nt
Organism: Pteronotus mesoamericanus
Lineage: Eukaryota; Metazoa; Chordata; Mammalia; Chiroptera; Mormoopidae
Gene: CMTM6
Product: CKLF like MARVEL transmembrane domain containing 6
Exons: 4
Coding region: 69-617 (182 amino acids)
Cellular component (GO): membrane
Source: RefSeq, a predicted model, not a curated record